Molecule: messenger RNA, 1533 nt
Organism: Spodoptera frugiperda (fall armyworm)
Lineage: Eukaryota; Metazoa; Arthropoda; Insecta; Lepidoptera; Noctuidae
Product: BRISC and BRCA1-A complex member 2-like
Exons: 7
Coding region: 265-1368 (367 amino acids)
Biological process (GO): double-strand break repair
Cellular component (GO): BRISC complex; BRCA1-A complex
Source: RefSeq, a predicted model, not a curated record
UCAAAUAAUGAUGUUUCUGAAUCCUACUCGGUUUCUUUGCUUAUUUAUUUUAGUUUCGUAUUCAUAAUAAUUAUAAUUUGUGUAAUUGUGUAUAAUAUAUAAUAUUAGUGUUCAAAUAAAUUGAUUAAUAUUGCUGUAUAAGUGGUUGAAUAAAUUUUACUCUAAGUAUUUAGUGUAAUGAUAAACUAACUCAGUUAUUCAGUUCUCUGCUUUUAUACAAACUAUUCCAUAAUCAACACAGAGUGGAGGUGUUAAGAUAUUACAAUGGCUUCAGAUAGUUAUGGGGUAUUGAAUGAUUUAGCUCCAGUUUUUCGUCCUUACAUUCAAAAUGUUUACCAAGAUUUGCAACUUGGUUUAUGCAAGACUAGAGUUGACUUUGAAAGAGUAUCAGGGCGUUCAGAAGGUGGUGAUUGUCAGAUCCGAAUAGUAUUGCCCUAUUGUUCCAAGAAGUUAAAAUGGGAGAUUAUAUUUGACAGUACAGCUCCAUGGUUUGCACCGGAUUUCAGAUUUGAUGAUGAAAGUUUUCUUAUGAAUGUUGAUGAAACAUUCUUAGAAGAAAAAGUGCCUUCUCUCUCAAAAUGGAAUGAGAAUGACCCAAAAGCACUCAGUGAUGUCAUUUCUGAACUCAUCAGCCUAUACAAACAUCAUCAAAUAAAGAAGUUGAAUGAAGAUGAGAGUUCUAGGGCAUACUUUGAAUACAGUGCCCUACUCGGAGAUGCGCUUACAUCUGAGAAUGAUAUUGAAGUAUGGGUUGGUGGCCAUGUUGUGGAAUUUCUGAUCAGACUUAAUGUUGAUACUUCCAGAUUGCCAGAAGUUUACAGUGAUGGGACAGAAAAGAAUCCUGGUAUUGACACAGCAUUAUUGUUAGUUAGAUAUCCAAACUCCACGAAUGCUGAAUUGAUUCUCUCACCGUCUCUUACUAAGUCACUUGGGAACAUAACAUUACCCACGAUGCAUCAAUCAGGAGUAUUAAUGGAUUAUGUUCCAAUGGUAACAGAACUGUUAAACAAUAAGAUAAAUGAUUUACUGGACAAUGAGAAAUUAAAACGAGAUUUAUUGGCACAGCUUAUAGUUAAAUAUGAAGGUGCUAUACUUGAACAUGAUGCUAACAGUGCAGCUUUCUUGUUUGAAAUGAAUAAUUACCACUGGAUCUUACAAAUUGAUAUUGGUGCCAAGUUUCCAGAAAAGCCUCCAGUGCUGGCAUUAAGAUCUAUUUAUCACUGCAAUAAAGGAAAACCUGUAUACAAAAUACUCACAGGCUGUCCAUAUAAAAAAUUCGAAAGCUAUAUUGAACAGCAGGUUGAAAUCUUCAAGAAUGAGUGUUUAGGUCUAUACCCAAGAGAUCAACAUGUUUCCUUGGACAACUAAUGCAGCAUAGUGUGUGAUAUUGUUGUUUCUGUAACUACUAUUAUUAUUUUCUUCUUGACAACUAAACUUUUUUUUUAAAUAUAAAAGAAAAAGUUGUGAUUUAUUUUGAAACAGCUGAAUUGAGGCAAUUUUGUAAAUAAACAUAAAAUAAAAGAUCUUUAUAUA